This is a messenger RNA of Trichoderma reesei QM6a, 789 nucleotides long. RefSeq lists its product as uncharacterized. Gene Ontology annotation, cellular component: nascent polypeptide-associated complex; cytoplasm. The transcript has 3 exons. Gene Ontology annotation, biological process: protein targeting to membrane. Bases 1 to 654 code for a protein of 217 amino acids. The record is from RefSeq and is a predicted model, not a curated record. NCBI's taxonomy places the organism in Eukaryota, Fungi, Ascomycota, Sordariomycetes, Hypocreales, Hypocreaceae.
AUGGCCAACCCCCGAGUUGAAGAGCUUCCCGACGACGAGACCAAGACCAAGCCCACGGUCGAGGAGCAGCACGAUGAGUCCAGCGACGAGUCCGAUGCUGAGGAGCUCGGCGACGGCUCCAUCCCCGCCGGUUCUACCGCCGUAGUCCACUCUCGCUACGAGAAGAAGGCCCGCAAGGCUCUGCUGGAGAAGGGCAACCUCGUCCGCGUCCCUGGCAUCACCCGUGUCACUCUCCGCCGCCCCAAGAACAUCCUCUUCGUCAUCAACAACCCCGAAGUCUACAAGUCCCCCAACAGCAACACCUACAUCGUCUUCGGUGAGGCCAAGAUCGAGGACAUCAACGCCACCGCUCAGCAGGCUGCUGCCGCCCAGCUCGCCCAGGCCAACGCCGAGGCUGAGCACGCCGGCCACAACCACGACCACGACCACGACCAUGACCACGACCACGACCACGGCAAGGAGGGCGAGUCCGCCGAGGCCAAGAAGGAAGAGGAAGAAGAGGACGACGGCGAGGAGGUCGACGCUGAGGGCCUCGAGGAUAAGGACAUUGAGCUCGUCAUGACCCAGGCCAACGUCAGCCGUAAGAAGGCGGUAAAAGCACUGAAAGAGAACGACAACGACAUUGUCAAUUCCAUCAUGGCUCUGAGUAUCUAAGGCGGUGGUGUUUGGGCAGGGUGCUUGAAAUUAUCUCAUUAGUCUGCGCAGGCAUAUGCGCGUAGGGGCUUUGUAUUAUUGUUCAUUCAAGAGCUCUAUUCGUUGUCCAACGAAACAAAUGACUCCAUGAUAUAC